UAGACGACGAAAGUAGUGUCUCCAUGUGUUGCAAUGCGUCGAUACAGCUCAUAAAAACGCUCUCGACCGCGUUUGGAUAAAGCGAGGCCCCCCACAACUUGUUUUGGGAGCGGCGAAGAGCCCCUCGUUUCUACCAGCGAGCAGAGAGUAGAGAUGGGCGGGAGAACACGCGAGGACGACGAUGCCGCGGUUCCUGGGAAUCUGCUUGAUUUGAGUCUUCUGUCUGAGUAAAUGUUUUUUUUGAAUGUCACAGUUUUGACAUCAUGUAUUUGAGGGGGAUUUUUGGAGUUGCUUGAGGGCACGCUGGACAUUUCUUCCUCCCCCUCCUUCUCCUCCUCCUCUUUUUGCUCUUUAUUGGGGUUCUCCGCUCAAACGUCGCUCAGUUUUUGGCGUCUGGUGGUGCCUCUGCGCGAUCCUGAUUAUAACUACACUACUGCGAAAUACAACCAGGAUGUAAGCAAAAGCGUUGAUGUGGGAAGGAACUUUGGAAACGCAUCCUCAUCCAAACACGGAGCCCUGUUGGUCCCUCCCGCCUAAGCUGGAGAUAGGGAUGGUGUGGCAGGACCCCAGUGGGUUCGGAAAUGCACCAUGUUUGUGAGAACGAUGAGCCUGGCAGACGUGUCCGGUUUCUUGCCCAGGGGAGAGCAGCUAGCAAUAAAGGCUCGAAGCACUGAUAAUCUGGACAGUUCUGGGGAGUCUGGGACCCGAUCGGUGGGAACCACAGCCAACUUGAAGGGGAAGAUGAGUAAAAGGCUUUCUGUUGUGAAAGGUCACUUCCCCAAGCUUGUUGACUGUGCCCACUUUCACUAUGAAAAUGUGGGCUUCGGUUCUAUCGAGCUUCAGUUUGCCAAUGAACAGAGCGAUGCCAGCUGGACCUCGGGCAGUGCCAAAGAUCUGGUUUUCCUCGUGCAGGUGUCCUGCCAGGGUAAGACGUGGAUGGUGCGGCGUACAUACGAAGAGUUCCGGACACUGGACGCCCACCUACAUCAGUGUAUUUACGACCGCCGUUACUCGCAGCUUUUGGCCCUUCCUGCCCUAUGCGAGAUUGGAGACCGGCUGGAGAUCUUCACACCACUGCUGUCGGAAUAUCUGAACCGUCUCUCCAUGAUCGUGGACAAUAAGCUGAACUGUGGGCCAGUUCUCACCUGGAUGGAGAUUGACAACCAUGGCAACAGGUUCUUGCUGAAAGAAGAAGCAUCUUUAAACGUCCCUGCCAUCGCUGCUGCUCACGUCAUCAAGCGAUAUACUGCUCAGGCUAGCGAUGAGAUCUCUAUUGAGGUUGGUGAUAUUUUGUCAGUGAUUGACAUGCCACCCAAAGAGGACACCACAUGGUGGAGAGGAAAGCAUGGAUUCCAGGUUGGCUUCUUUCCCAGUGAAUGUGUGAAGUUAAUCAAUGAGAAGUUGCCACAGUCGGUCAGCGCUCCUGUCAGUAAGCAAGAGGUGGAUGCUUUAGGCUCCAAACCUGGCGUUAACAACACGACUGAGCCUUCCUCUCCAACGUCAGUUCUUCAUCCUUGGUUCUUAAGCCUGGCUGUGUCUAAGAAACACGGCAAGCUGAUGGGCUUCCUGCGCACCUUUAUGAAGUCCAGACCCACCAAACAAAAGCUAAAACAGAGGGGAAUCCUAAAAGAACGGGUGUUCGGCUGUGACCUUGGCGAGCAUCUCCUCAAUUCUGGCCAAGACGUGCCGCAGGUACUAAAGAGCUGCUCAGAGUUCAUAGAGAAGCAUGGUGUGGUCGAUGGCAUCUACAGACACUCUGGUGUGUCCUCCAACAUACAGAAACUCAGGCAUGAGUUUGACAGUGAAAAUGUUCCAGACCUGACGAAAGAUGUGUACAUGCAGGAUAUUCACUGCGUCGGCUCGCUGUGCAAGCUCUACUUUAGAGAGCUGCCCAAUCCUCUGCUCACGUACCAACUCUAUGACAAGUUUGCUGAAUGCAUGGGAGAGAUGACGGAGGAAGAGAGAAUGGUGAAAGUACAUGAUGUUAUCCAGCAACUUCCUCCUCCUCACUACCGCACUUUGGAGUACCUCAUCAAACACCUGGCUCAUUUGGCCACCUGCAGUGGAGAGACGAACAUGCACAUUAAGAAUCUGGCCAUUGUCUGGGCCCCCAACCUGCUCCGAUCCAAAGAAAUUGAAGCAGUGGGCUUAAGCGGUGCUGAUCCAUUUAAAGAAGUGCGCAUCCAGUCCGUGGUCGUGGAGUUUCUGCUCAGCAAUGUGGAAGUACUGUUCAGUGACUCCUUCACUUCUGUUGGCCGUUUUAGUGCAGCACGACAGUCUCUGACCAGACCCAAGUCAUUUGUGUCCACCAGGCUUCUGUCUUUAGAGGAGGCGCAGGCUCGCACACAAGCUCCGCUUCUCCUUCAAGGGUCUCCUCACCACGCUAUCAGCCAGUUUCACACUGUACUGGACCUGCCUGCCGACAAAAGGAAAAGAGGGAUGAAGGUCCGGAAGUCGGCAGGUGGGAGCUGGAAGACGUUUUUUGCCAUAGGGAAACCUACAGCGGCAGGGCAACGCAAACCCACCAGGAUCACCUCUUUGUUCCAGCCUGCUACCUCCCAUGCAGGUUGCAGGGUGGACAGUGUGACACUCAGGUCAGCGAAGAGUGAAGAGUCCUUGUCAUCUCAACACAGUGGAGCAGGUCAGGGAAAGAUACAACGCUUACGAAGGCCGCGCUCCAGCAGUGAUGGUCUCUCGCUGGCUACAUCUGUUGAUCCGCAGCUCCUUCCCCAGCGCUCCCCAUCUAGAAUCCAUUCAAGCCGCUCUUAUGACAGCCUGCUGCCUGAAGAAACCCGUGAUGCUGAUGAGGAGGAAAAUGAAGAUGAAGAGGAUGAGGAGGGCGUGUACAUGUUGCCUGAUUUUUCCCAGGAACCAUCUGCCUCAUGGAUGGCAGAAGAUGUCAUUGAUUUUAGCCCCACCUUCCUGGAAGAUGGGCCAAUAGGGUUGGGGAGCGCUGCUGUCGAUCCUAGCGGCAGGGAGUCUCCUCCUGCAGCCGCACCCCCUCCCUACCGCUGUCUGAGCCAUCUAGCCCACACCCGGACUGGUAGCCAGCGCUCAAUAACAGAAGAUCCAGACUCCGUUCUCAAUCAGUCAGAGGCUGCAGCCCGUCAUAGUUUGAUCCUGGCUGCAGCAGCUCCACCUCAGCAAGUGUUCUGUCAGCACAGGCCAUCUGCAGUCACUAAUGCUCCCACAAGCACAGCUCAGCAGGGCGAAUCGAACCUAAGCCCUUCCCAUAGCCAGACGCCAGCUCCAGCAACCUCUGCGCCCCCAUCUCAGCCCCCUCAAGAGAGGCGUUCCUUUACACGUAAAGUGGUUCAUGCACUUUCACCUAAAGCACCUAAAUCCCCCCCUAUGGACAUCUCUGAUCCGAUCGCCAUCAGUGUACCUGCCAAGGUUCUGGAAAUGAUUGGUGGACGAGCUGGAGAAUUGCAACCUGGACUUCCAAAUAGUGGACCACCUCAGCCACCCCAGAUGAUAUCUAUGCUACUGAGAUCAUGUGAUUUUCAGCUCACGGAGAGCUGCCAGCAAGAGCUCAACAGUAAGUUGGGCCCUGUCACCAAAAUCAAGGGUCCUACUAUCUUGGGUCCCACUGGUGUUCCCCUUCCAUCACAGCAGCCCCCUCCUCCUCCCCCCAAGAACCCUGCACGCCUCAUGGCUCUAGCUCUUGCUGAAAGUGCCAACAAGGCACUGCGGCAAGGUGCCUCACCCCCAUACCGCCCCCGUCAAAGUGGAACCUCCCCUGAGACAGACGUCCGCUUCCAGAGGUCCCUUUCUGCACAUGCAGGUACUCUGCUAUCUUCUGAUCCUAAUCAGAUUUAUUCCACGGUACGCCCCUUGUCUGUGUGGAAGACUGAGGGUGAUGAUGAUGAUAAUGAUGAUGAGGGUGGAACUGUUGCUGAAAAGCCUGCAGACAAAUCACAUGGUACAGAGUCAAGGUCACCACCUGGGCGAGACACUGGGACACUCUCUUCUGACAGCUCAGUCUCUGACUCUGGGACAUCCAAUUCUGAGUUGUCAGCUGCCAGUUCCUCUGAAGACAAUGAGCGAACACCAAGCCCCAUUUACAGAAAUGAAGAACCAACCACUCUGGCACAGCCCUCAAAAUCCAGCCCACCCUCUUCCAGUGAAACCAUCCCUUCUCAAAGAAAACCCCCAGCUUAUGGAAGACAGUUUUCUGCUCCACAGCUUCAGCAGGAGAAAUCCAGCGGCCAGUCCAAGCCCCCAGCCCAACCACACACUCAGCUUCUGCAUUCUAAAUCAGAGAGCUCUCCACUGGCCCAGGUACGAGCCUUCCAGCCCACUCGCCCUAAAGUGCCACCCAAGCCGCCUGAUCUUGCUCCCUUGAGGGCUCCACUCUCUCAGACUGAUCGGCAUGAUGACAUGCGUCGCUCCUUGGAUCCCACUCGCAUUCGACGAUUGGCGGGGACUCCACAAGGGAACACACCACUCUCCAGAGCGUUCUCUGAGCGUAUCAGCAGUACCUCUGACAUGCUGUCUCACUAUCAUGCAGCCAGGAUGGCCAGCCAAGCUGCUCAGGUUGCACACCUUCCCAUACAACAGCAACAGGCCCAGUCCACAUUCGUCAGACCGGUUGUCCCCUCCUCUGAAGACCCUUCCAAGAUGGAGAACUUCUACUACGAAAUAGGUGCAUCUGAGCAUCCACCCAGCUAUGCACGCCACAGCUAUCAAAAUAUGAAGUUAGAUCUGGAGGGAAACCUCCGUCUCACUGAUCCAGCCAAUCAAAGGCCUAUUUCCAGAGGUUACCCCCCUCCCUACAACCACCAAGGACCUGGGGCUGGAAGGGCUCCCCAGCUUUGGUCGUCUGAGGCUACACGAGUUUGGGCCGCAGCACACUCUCACUCUUUCUCCUUUUCCCAUUCUCAUUCUCACCAUCGCUCUCAGGAUGGAUCAUCAGGACAUCCUCCCCAACCCCGUCCUCAGCGUCAGACAUCGUCAUCUGUCAGGGUGCCCCGCAGUGAAGUGUAUCCCAUACACCCAUCCGUUGGAGUGGGCUCCGCUGCUGGCAUGGUGCCUCUGUCUGUGCACCAACGUAGCUUGCAUCGCCCCCAGCGUUCCCCUUCUGCAGACCAUGCAGCCUCCCAGCUUCACCCCUACUUUGAAAAUGGGAAGGUGUGUUACCGGUACUUUGAGGCUUCCAGACCGGAAGAUUUGCCACUGAAUCAGCAUGCUGUAUUAAACCCAUCUCAGGCCUCACCAGUGGAAGGAAUCUCAAAAGAUCAGCCUGAACACAUUUAUGUCAACUACCCUUUCACAAACCCACCAGCACCUGGUGUUAAUUCAAAGGGCUGGGCCACCACAGACCUCGACGAAAAUGAUCACCAAACAUCUGAGACACUGGAACCACCUUCCAAGUCACCACCGGAUGACAAACAGAAGCAUUCAGAGCAAGAAAGUCACACGGCUGUUUUCGAGAACCCUAACCAGAAUGAUGUGUCCUCAGAUUCCAAAGUGAUCAAUAUAGCAGCGAGUGCAUCCAAUGCCAUGCAUUUCCGCAGUCGCUCAGAUCCCCAAAGUACUAGCUCAGAGCCUGCUCAUGUCAUGAGUGGGAAGGAAAUUGCCUCCUUGCUAAUUGAAAAGCUUGCAGAGGAUGAAAGGGAGGGUCCUUCUGUGCCAUCCUCUUCAUCCACUUCUCCGCAUAUUGAGCACCCUCCAAAUCCCUAUCCUAGUCAGCAGCAGCAACAAACUCCACCUGCAUAUAAUAUCUACACUCCAGGACCCUCUCGAGGGCGCUUUGAAGGUCAGGUGCUACCUAGAGAGGGAUCAGGACCUUUCCAACGUCAAGACCCCUUGCGGAGAUCUUCCGGAGGCCAGUACAGACAAGCUUUUGAUGUCAUGCCAUCUGGCAACCAAGUCCUUAAGUUUUACAGAAGCCAAGACUUUAUCCCAAGCGCCCAGGGAGAAAGCACAACUGCUAACCCUUAUCCCCCAAGACCAUAUUAUCAGGACCCCCCAUACCCCAAUUGGGGCCCUCAAGGCCUCCCAGACUCUUCCCACACAUGCACUCCACCUACAGUGGCCUUCUCAAACUUAGCGCUUGGAUCGACAAGAGUAUAUGGGCCUCAGACAGUGGCCAAUCAGUUUAACCAGUACCCAUACCAGUCAGGGCCAGUGCUUCCCCAGUAUCCCAACACACCGCGACGAGAUGUUGUCAUGGAUCCUUCUCUUCGACCUCCAGGGUUGCGGAACCAGAGAGGCUUAAACCGGCAGGGUAGCCUGCCGGGCCCCAACUGGACCAUCCAAACUGAGGGCCAGACCCGUAGUUACUGCUAAAGAGCACAACUGCCACAAAAAUCCUGUGUGUUUAGAGGAUAUGAUGUAGACCGGUUAUAAGCACUAGACUUUUGUUUCCUGUACAAGUUAACAUGUUGUGAAACUAAUUGUGUUAACCUCCUCAAAGGGAGACCGAAUAUACAGAAACAAAGUUAAA
Messenger RNA from Carassius carassius (crucian carp), 6448 nucleotides. Its product is annotated as rho GTPase-activating protein 33-like. Gene Ontology annotation, molecular function: GTPase activator activity; phosphatidylinositol binding; protein binding. NCBI's taxonomy places the organism in Eukaryota, Metazoa, Chordata, Actinopteri, Cypriniformes, Cyprinidae. Gene Ontology annotation, biological process: small GTPase-mediated signal transduction. Gene Ontology annotation, cellular component: fibrillar center; nucleoplasm; Golgi apparatus. Bases 589 to 6291 code for a protein of 1900 amino acids. The record is from RefSeq and is a predicted model, not a curated record. The transcript is spliced from 25 exons.